Messenger RNA from Brachypodium distachyon (stiff brome), 2476 nucleotides. RefSeq names its product protein indeterminate-domain 11. Gene Ontology annotation, molecular function: DNA-binding transcription factor activity. Gene Ontology annotation, cellular component: nucleus. The coding region runs from base 655 to 2055 and encodes 466 amino acids. Lineage: Eukaryota; Viridiplantae; Streptophyta; Magnoliopsida; Poales; Poaceae. The record is from RefSeq and is a predicted model, not a curated record. The transcript is spliced from 3 exons.
GUGUGUGAUCGCGGGGACCGAAUGGGUGGACACUUGCGCUUGCCUCCCUCAUCCGCAUCCCUAGCUCUCCUAAUUUCUUCUCUCUCUAGCAAAGCAAACAAGCAAUCAACCCUAGUGCUAGUGCUAGUGCUAGCGUAGCUUCUUCCUCCAACCCCACUCUAGCUACUACCACCACCAGCUCGUCCACCGGGGACGUUAAUCCGAUUGCCUGAUCACUCCAUCAGCUAGCUAGCUGAGGACAGGAACCUCACCUCGGUUCUUACUCACUAUAGUCAGUCAGCUACUCAGCUCCAUGAUUCCACCUAUGCGGUAUACGCUUGCUAGUCAGGACUAGCCCCGGACCUCAAGAUUCAGAGAUCAGCUGGAGUAGUAAGCUAACUAUCCGUCCCCACCACCGCGGCAGGACGAUACCGCGCCGCGUGGGCGAUCUGCAAGUACCACCACCGCAGGCAAGCAAGCUGCUUGCUGCUGCACAUGAUCAGGAUCAGAUCGCCCGGCCGCGAGAUCUGAUCCCAGCAGAGUUGUCUUGUCGCUGAAUUCUGCAGUUGCAAAGCAGCCGCUGCUCGACUGAUUGGUACUACGUGGCUUGCGUCGGAUCGAUCGAUCAAUCGAUCAGGGGGGAAUUGAAGAAGGAAGUUCAAUCAAGAAUUGGAGAUGAUGCUCAAGGAUCUGGCGACGAUCCAGCAGGCGGAGGAGAACAUGUCGAACCUGACCUCGGCGUCCGGCGACCAGACCAGCGUCUCCUCCCACCCGCUCCCUCCUCCUUCCAAGAAGAAGCGCAGCCUCCCCGGCAAUCCAGACCCGGAGGCGGAGGUGAUCGCGCUGUCGCCGCGAGCCCUGAUGGCGACGAACCGGUACGUGUGCGAGAUCUGCGGCAAGGGGUUCCAGCGGGACCAGAACCUGCAGCUGCACCGGCGAGGGCACAACCUGCCGUGGAAGCUGAAGCAGCGGAACCCGAACGAGGCGGUGCGGAAGAAGGUGUACGUGUGCCCGGAACCCGGGUGCGUGCACCAUGACCCGGCCAGGGCGCUGGGCGACCUCACGGGGAUCAAGAAGCACUUCUCCCGGAAACACGGCGAGAAGCGGUGGAGGUGCGACCGGUGCGGCAAGAAGUACGCCGUGCAGUCCGACUGGAAGGCCCACUCCAAGGUCUGCGGCACCCGCGAGUACCGCUGCGACUGCGGCACCCUCUUCUCACGGAGGGACAGCUUCAUCACGCACAGGGCGUUCUGCGACGCGCUGGCGGAGGAGAGCGCGAGGGCCACAGUGGAGGGGCAGCAGCAGCUUCAAGUUCAAGGGAUGCUCUUCUCGCAUGCCGGUGGCGACGAGGCCGGGUUCCAGAUGCCGGUGCUGGACCCGGCGGCGCAGCAGCAGCAGCAUCUUCAAGGGAGCCAGCUGAUCCACGAACUGUGCCUAAAGAGGGAGAAUCAUCAUCAUCAGCAGCAGCAGCAGCAAUUCGCGCCGUCGUCGUGGCUGUCGGAGCAGCAGCAGAUUGAGAUGGCCGGUGGAGAGCAGGGCGCCUCGUCCCCGGCCAUGUUCGUCAACGGGACGCCGGCCGCGGAGAGCAGCAGCACGCAGCAGCAGCCAGGGCCAGGCAGCGGCGGCACGAGCUCCUUCGCGUUCUCGUCUCCGGCUCCGGCGCACAUGUCGGCGACCGCGCUGCUCCAGAAGGCGGCGCAGAUGGGCGCCACGCUCAGCCGCCCGUCGUGCCAAGGCCAGAUGGCCGCGGCCACCCUCAGCACCAAUGCACCAGUACUAGAAGCUGUUGCUACCACUAGCAACAACGCCAACAACCUGACAGGCACUGCCACUGCCAUUGGCGCCGGAUUCGGCGUGCAAUUGCCAAGGACGAACCGAGCUGCCGGCGGCAACGACGGUCUCACGAGGGACUUCUUGGGGCUCCGGGCCUUCUCCCAUGGGGACAUGCUUGGCAUGGCCGGGUUCGAUCCCUGCGGCAUGCCGACGUCGGCCUCGGCCUCGGCCUCGGCGGCGGUGGUGUAUGAUCAGCAAGGCGGCGGACACCAUCAGAGCGGCAGCAAGCCAUGGCAUGGCUAGCUAGCGAUCAACUUAAUUCGCAAUCGGCUGGAUCGCCAUUAAUCGUUCGAUGAGCUGAGCCAAACAAUCCAAUGUGACGCGCCAUUCGUGGACUACUCAUUGUACGUCUUCGAAGGCCUGGCAUUGCUCCUCCAUCACAAAAGACAAAGGUUAAUCACCGGGUAAGUGGAGUCAGGUCGAUAGUAUCUAGUUCGUUCUUUUUGUUUACUGCGUACUCCAUUUGAUCUUCUUUUGGGAGGAAAUGAGGAAUGCGCUGUCCAAAUGCAAUGGAGGAGAGCUAUAGAUACGGAACUUGCAAAACGUACAAGUAUUAUUUGUCCAUGCUAUAUACCAUAGUCAAUUCAUGUUCCCCGUUGUAAUAAAUAAAGAUUUAGCCCUUAUUCUCAUAAAGUCAUGCUCGUAAUUACCCGUAUUAAUCCUA